CCAAAGCUUGAUCACUCACAAAAGUAUUAUAGAUUGGUGAACUGGGUACUGUCAGCAGGUCCAAAAGGAAUUGUUAAAAUCCGUGAAAGAUGUGGUACGAGAUCCUACCCAGUUUUGGAAUUGUCGUGGCUGCUAUGGGUAUUCCUCACCUCUCAGCUUAUGUUAUCAACAAAGUCGCAAUUGGCAACUUCUAUAGGCGCAGGUUGCUGACGGAGGAGGAAAAGCGCAACUAUCUCCGUGAUACGAGGCUGACCAACAAUCCCUACACUAUUGCUGGCUUGGAAAAUAUUCCUGAUUCAUAGAGGAUGCUGUUGACAACAUCAUGUAGUAGGGAAGAAUUGUAAAAUAAAGAGAUAUUAACAAUAAAUUAUUUUAAACUGUUA
Nicrophorus vespilloides is the source of this 383-nucleotide messenger RNA. RefSeq lists its product as uncharacterized. Bases 90 to 302 code for a protein of 70 amino acids. NCBI's taxonomy places the organism in Eukaryota, Metazoa, Arthropoda, Insecta, Coleoptera, Silphidae. The transcript is spliced from 3 exons. The record is from RefSeq and is a predicted model, not a curated record.